GCUUUCGAUAGGUAUCGAUUUACAAACACACGGCUUCGCGUUGUUUUUGUCAGACCACCGUUCAAACGUCAAUUUUGAUUAUUUUUAAGCCGUGGAAAGUGUUUUAAAACCUACGUUUCAAUAAUUGUAUCCAUUACCAUUCUAAAAUACUUCCUUUUCGUCAAGUAUCUUUCUUCCUGUCAUUUAUUCUUUAACAACACAUAUUUAUGCAGCAGAUUUUUGGUGAAGUCAGUGGUCAUUAACGACCAUGUCGCUGUACGACGACGUCGAUGCUAUUAAGCAAAAGAACGACCCGGUUGCGGGAUGGUCCUCAGGAAUCAAACUUUUCCAGUCACAACUACAGUUAAAGAAGGCUACUCAAACCCAGCCGAAGAGAGACAUCACAAGAAAAUUAGGAGGUCCUGUUUUACCUCCUGUAAUAGACUUGAAAACCAAAAAGGACGAUGAAGAUAUAUUUGGAAGUGUACAUAGCAAGCCUGCUCCCGUGGGGUUGUCAAAUCGUGAUGACUGGCAAGUUGAAGGAGAGUAUGAUCCUAUGUGGCCAAAUGAUUAUGAAAAAGUAGUAAUUGAAUUAAAGGAAAAGCGUGAACGCGAAAAACUUAAAGAGGAAGAUGAUAGAAGAAAACGUCGAGGCGAAAUGGCUAGACCAAGGGAUACGCGAUUCGAAAUGUCAGAAUUACCUCGCCCUUCUGAGGAAGAGGAGGAAGAUACUGAACGAAUGACUAAUAUGGGGUCUACUCCAAGAAGUGGAGGCGCUGCAAUUGCUCCACCUCCUUCAUUGCAAGAGCCAAGCCAACCGACAGAGGCUCCUUCAGGAGCAAAGCCCGCACCAUCAUUUGGGGGAGGCUCUGUUGCAGCCAAAAUUAUGGCCAAGUUUGGUUACAAGGAAGGUCAAGGUUUGGGCAAAAAGGAGCAAGGAAUAGCCAUGGCUCUUCAGGUCGAGAAAACAAGUAAACGAGGAGGAAGAAUUAUUCAUGAAAAAGAUAUGAUGCCUCCUCCCUUGUUUGCCAUGCCCACUGCUCCUGUCUCUGCGCCUCAAGCAGCAACUACUAGUACUCAGCCUAAGCCAGAACCUUCUAUCACAGAUAUUUUGAGAGAACCAUCCAAAGUAGUGCUGCUCAGAAACAUGGUAGGACCUGGAGAAGUUGAUGACGACUUAGAGCCUGAAGUUAAAGAUGAAUGCAAUACUAAAUAUGGAGAGGUUAUUAAAGUAGUUAUAUAUGAACUUCCGCACAAUCCACCUGAUGAGGCUGUCAGAAUAUUUGUUGAGUUUAAACGCAUGGAAUCUGCUAUUAAAGCUGUGGUUGACCUAAAUGGAAGAUUUUUUGGAGGUCGUCAAGUGAAAGCUGGCUUCUACAGUUGGGAUCGCCUUCAAAUGCUUCAACUUCUAGACUGAUAAUUUUACAUAUUAUUUACAUAAUACUUAUCUAAUAAAUUUCAAACUACUCUAUAAA
Molecule: messenger RNA, 1454 nt
Organism: Frankliniella occidentalis (western flower thrips)
Lineage: Eukaryota; Metazoa; Arthropoda; Insecta; Thysanoptera; Thripidae
Gene: Spf45
Product: splicing factor 45
Exons: 9
Coding region: 248-1396 (382 amino acids)
Biological process (GO): alternative mRNA splicing, via spliceosome; mRNA cis splicing, via spliceosome
Cellular component (GO): precatalytic spliceosome
Molecular function (GO): RNA binding
Source: RefSeq, a predicted model, not a curated record